Molecule: messenger RNA, 249 nt
Organism: Caenorhabditis briggsae
Lineage: Eukaryota; Metazoa; Nematoda; Chromadorea; Rhabditida; Rhabditidae
Exons: 1
Source: RefSeq, a predicted model, not a curated record
AAGGGUCCCGAGAAGGAGCUUUGGCUGGAGCCAGGAGCCAGGAGCCUGGGAUCUGGAGCUGGAGCUCUGGAGCUGGAGCUCUGGAGCUCUGGAGCUGGAGCUGGAGCUCUGGAGCUGGAGCUCUGGAGCUGGAGCUCUGGAGCUGGAGCUCUGGAGCUGGAGCUCUGGAGCUGGAGCCUUGUGGCUGGAGCUCUGUGGCUGGAACCCGAGCUGGAGCAAGAUGAAAUGCUGGUGGAAGAUCUUCUAUGA